This is a messenger RNA of Hypanus sabinus (Atlantic stingray), 3414 nucleotides long. Its product is annotated as transcriptional regulator QRICH1-like. The record is from RefSeq and is a predicted model, not a curated record. The transcript has 9 exons. The coding region runs from base 400 to 2406 and encodes 668 amino acids. Lineage: Eukaryota; Metazoa; Chordata; Chondrichthyes; Myliobatiformes; Dasyatidae.
CCUCGCGCUUUGAUUGGCCACCGGGCGAGCGGAGUGAAGGGUCGCUGCAGUGCGGCGCAGACUCCACAUCCGACCCGAGGGGGGGGGGGGCCUCUUGGCGCGUGCGCUCGCCGGUCGGUGGGGGGCAUUGGUGGUGAGCGCGCAUGCGCGCGGGGCUGGAGGAUCUGUUGCUGGUCUCGUACUUAGUCGCUUUGCGUUUUAUCGUUCCUCUUCUAUUGGGGACAGUGGGAAACGCUUUUGGCUCUUAACAUCAGGGGGGAGGCUCGGGGCUUGUAGGGCGGUGAACUGGUUGGCUUGGUCGCGGCUUUCUGUGUUCGGCCCCUUCCCCCUCCUCUCCUGCUCCUGUCGUCGUUUGGCCGUAACAGGAACCGUGCAAACAAGAGAAGAAAGGAACCCAAAAUGAAUCAUUCAUUGGAGAAUUCAAUUCCCUAUGAUGAAUAUUUAAGAAUGAAAGCACGGACAAUGCCACAACAUCGUAUGAAAGAAUUUUUGGAUUCGGUGAAUGGGAAAGGAUCUGAAGAAAUUCAACAAUUUGUUCAAACUCCUGUUACAAUGUACCAACAAAGAGGACACUACAUAUACAUGGACAGUGCUGAUGUUGCUGGAUCUUUGCUCGAGUUAUCUAGACCUAUUAGUUCUCCAGUUCAACAACACACAGCCCAGGGAUCGCCAAUAGGACAACAGCAGAUGCAGACUCAUUCAGUACAGGCUCAGCAACCACACCAGUUGGAAAUUCAAACAGAUCACCAGACCCUGCAAGCAAAGCAGAUGCAAGCUCAAUUGCAUUCGCAAACUACUUCUGAGGAGCCACAAUCUGGCGGUAGGGUCAUCAGCUCCUUAGCACAAGAACGAAGACCCAGCUCUUCAGGUGUUCCUCAACCAGUGAAAAAAAGGAAAGUUGAUAUACCAGUUGAAGAAAGCUACACCAUGAGUCAGCCUCCAGGGCAAAAUACAGUGACCACUGUGCUUACUUUGCCUUCUCAGGUACAACAGCAAGGCUAUGUUCCUAUUCGCCAGGAACUGCUUACUGUGGACAGCAGUCAGUUAUAUAGUGUUGUUCCAGCUACCACCUCAACUUCUGGCCCAUUAACCAAUGCAGAAUCCUGGACUAUAUAUACAACUCCUGCACCUGGCUCUGAAGGUCAAACAGUACUCCAAACCACAAUCCCUCAUGAUGACUGUAACCUAGUCCAAAUUGAUGAAAUCCCAAUGAAUGUGACUGGAAUCAAAAUAGAAGAGGACAAAGACAAGUCUCUGGAUGCAGGGAAAUGCCAGCAAGACAAAAUGAUACAUCCGUCCGUGACAACUGCAUUCUCAACACAAUUUGUGAGUGCAAAUGGAAGUCUUCCUAUUCCUGUUACGAUGCAGGCUGGUGGGAGAACCUAUCAAUCUCUGAAAUACUGGGAUCCACAAGUACAGACUCAAGCGAUUCAUACCCAGUCGACGGAGCACCCCAUUGAAAUCCAGCCAGAUUUAAUGCUGCCUGAUUCUCUAAAGCCAGAAGAAGGAGCCAGUGUGUGGCAGAACUGGGCUCAAAUUAAGAAUGCAGAAAUAAUGAAAGAGGCUGAAAGUAAACCACCUUUGCCAGGAAGACGCCAGCCGAUGAAAUUUAGAGAAGAUGCUCUUUGUGCAACAUUAGUUGAACUCAAUUAUGGACUCUGUUUAAUGACCAAAGAAGCAAGAGAUCCAGAUGGUGCUCCCUAUGAGGCAGAUCUGCUGUAUUAUUUCUUUCUUUGUAUUCAGAAGCAUAUGUUUGAAAAUGGAAGAAUAGAUAAUAUUUUUGCAGAUAUCUAUUAUUCUAAAUUUACUGAAAAGUUACAUGAAGUCCUUAAGGAAUGGCAUCCUAAAAUAAGUUUGCUUGGUUAUGUUAUUCCUAGUCGUAUUACUGAGGAGAUGCUAUGGGAUUGUAAGCAGUUGGGAGCACAUUCUCCAGCUACUCUUUUGUACACGUUGAUGUAUUUCAAUACCAAGUAUUUUAUGCUGAAAACAGUUGAACAACACUCCAAAUUAGCUUUCUCAAAAGUAUUAAAGCAGAUGAAGAAGAAUCCUGGCAAUUCAAAGGAUAAGUGCUCUAGUAUACGAUAUCUGCGAUUAUAUGGACAGCUUCAAGCUGGACAGAAAGUUACAGAAGAUAUGUAUGUUGAGCAACUUGAAAAUUCUGAGAAUCCCUUGAGGUGCCCCAUUAAACUCUAUGACUUCUACCUCUUUAAAUGUCCACAGAGUGCUAAAGGACGUAAUGAUGCCUUCUACUUGAAUGCUGAACCAGUGGUUGCACCAAAUAGUCCGAUUUGGUAUUCAACACAACCUGUCAGCAAUGAAGCCAUGGAACAAAUGUUGACCAGAAUCCUUAUGAUAAGGGAAGUCCAAGAAGCUUGUGCAAAUACCCAUCUUCCUCCAUUCCAGUAAAAGAAUUCCCCAAGCUGCAUGGUAGGGGAAAGAAACUGCUUGCCUGUAGCAACUCAUAGGAAUUUUAUUUUAUGGAAGAGAAGCAUCUUGCCUUUUCUAGCGCUCUCAGAUGUUCAUGCACGAUGUGCUUGAGAACUUGUAUAUACUGAAAAUUGAUGUCAGAAUUUGUAAACCCAGUAAAAUUCUGGGUGAUUUAUGUUGCAAUUCUAAAAGCCUGACCAGUUCUAUUGUUUCCUUAAACUAUACUGAAAUAUGUAAUGGUCUAACUGAACAAACUGUAAAUAAGAGGAAAGUUUAAAAACUAUUUCUUCCAGUUGGUGGUAGUAAAGUUUGCUAAUUCAUCUUUAAAUUCUUUAACAAGCUUUGAAAUUAAAUUAUGUGCAUUCCAAUUUGUGGUGACACAGGUAAUUGUGGUCAUUGUAUAACUUAAUUCCUUGUUUGGAUCUAGACUCCAAUUCUGUUCUACCUGUAUUACAGAUGCUUCCAUGAACAGUCGUCUUUUUAGCAGACUGAUAUGUUCUUUAACAUAUGUUUUUGUAUGUAAUGUACCUGGUGUACUUCUGUGCCUAAUGUGGAUAAUCCACUACAAAUUUUGAAAGAAACUUUAUAAAAUAUAAAUACUGCAUUUGCAUGAACAGAAUUAAACUAGGUUUAAGAAAUGUUGGCUUUAGGUUUUAAACCAUAUCAACUUUACCUCACAAACCUGUGACAUUAUGGCUUGGUAUCAGAUGGGCACAGGAAAAUUUCUUACAGACUACAGUAUAUUGUACUAGAAAGGUUUUGAGUAGUUAGGUUUGGUGGUUUUUACUUUUAUGGGGGCAAUUAUUUUCCCACUUUAUUUUGAAUCACCGAUUAAAAUAAAAUCAACAAUGUUAUACUCAUGUAGUGCAUACCAAGGAUGUCACGUUACCUUUGUAAUUUUUUUAUAUAAAUCGUUCACUAAUUUCAUUGGUCUAGGUAGAAACAAUAAAUUUUGCCUAUGAAAAUAAAACAGCCAUUUGUUUUGAG